Fraxinus pennsylvanica is the source of this 477-nucleotide messenger RNA. The record is from the annotation of a GenBank genome assembly. Lineage: Eukaryota; Viridiplantae; Streptophyta; Magnoliopsida; Lamiales; Oleaceae.
AUGUCUAUGGUGGUAGCCAGUGGAAGCGGUGGAGGAAUGAAGUAUACUGGUGGCACCGGUGGAGGAAAUGGCGGAAGAAAACGAAACGAAAAACGUCGAAUUCCACUUCUGGGGCAGCCGGUGGUGACAUCAUCGUCCCCAAGUGAUGAUGAUGAUGGUGUUGAUGAAAAUGAAGCUCAAAAUGCUCUUAAAUCCCUGGAAGACUCACUUCCCAUAAAGAAGGGACUGUCAAAUUUCUACAAUGGAAAGUCAAAAUCAUUUGUGAAUCUGAGCGGCGAAGAAUCUCGGUUGAAAAUGAAAGAAUUGGAGAAAUCAGAUUACCAAAUGAACAAGAAAAGAAGACUGAUUGUGGAAGAGGCUUUAAGCAGGAAAAUCCGCAGACUCUCCUUACCUGUUUUGAUAAAAUCCAAGAAAGAUGAAGGAAGUAGCAAAAACAAAAGCAAUGGACAAGAUGAAAGUGAUGAUCAAUUGAUUUGA